This is a messenger RNA of Carassius auratus (goldfish), 924 nucleotides long. RefSeq names its product odorant receptor 131-2-like. The record is from RefSeq and is a predicted model, not a curated record. The transcript has a single exon. Gene Ontology annotation, molecular function: olfactory receptor activity; G protein-coupled receptor activity; odorant binding. Gene Ontology annotation, cellular component: membrane. NCBI's taxonomy places the organism in Eukaryota, Metazoa, Chordata, Actinopteri, Cypriniformes, Cyprinidae. The coding region runs from base 1 to 924 and encodes 307 amino acids. Gene Ontology annotation, biological process: G protein-coupled receptor signaling pathway; detection of chemical stimulus involved in sensory perception of smell.
AUGAACUCGACCGUCUGGUUUGUGGAUAGUUAUGAAGAAGCUCUUGCCAAAAACAUUGUGAUUGUUUCUCUCGGUCUUGUCAUUAAUUUCAUUAAUGGAAUGCUAGUGGUGACUUUCUUCUCCAAUCCAAUGUUUUCAAGAGACUCCAGAUACAUUUUAUACAUUCACCUGGUAAUCAAUGACAUGCUCAUGAUAUGCCUAUCAGUGACUAUAUAUGUGUUGACCUAUGCUUCCCAACUUGUAAAUGCAUCAUUGUGUUACACAUUGGUUUUUCUUGGUACAACCACCUUUAUGAUCACUCCAUUGAAUCUGGCUGGUAUGGCGGUAGAGCGUUUUAUUGCUAUCUGUAAACCACUGCAUCACGUUCAGAUUUGCACACCUCAACGAACCCACAUCUUUAUAUGUUUGAUUUGGUUUGUAGGAGCCAUGCCCUCUCUGGCAGAUAUCAUUAUUCUACUCAUUGUCCAGCCCAUAUCUCUCUUCAGGUCUACUGUGCUUUGCUACACAUUUAGUUUGUUCCCGACAAAACACCACAAGGAUCGCAUCACUGCUUCUCAAGUCCUCUGUAUGUCACUGGUGUGGAUAAUUCUCAUUUAUACUUAUUGCAGAGUCAUGUUCACUGCCGGAAAGGCAACCUCAAAAGGUUCAGCAAAUAAGGCUCGGAGUACGAUAUUGUUGCAUGGUGUCCAGUUACUUCUUUGCAUGCUUUCCUAUAUCACCCCUGUUAUGGAUAUGUUUGUCUCUCCUUUUUUUCCUGUUCACAGAACAAAGAUCACUUUCUUUAAUUAUCUAAUCACAAAUAUUAUGCCAAGAUUACUGAGUCCUUUGAUUUAUGGGGUCCGAGACCAGAGGUUUCUGAAACAAAUGAAGGAAUAUUUUGCUUGUAAAAUUAUUAUUGUAAAGAUUGUGCCAUCAAAAUUAUAA